GUACACUCACACAGCCCCAGUGAUUCAACCCUGAUUUCCAGCGAACGAGCAAAGCAACAGACGGGAUGCCCAAAAGUGCGGACCGGUGGAGAGGUAGUUCGCGCUGAAUAAGCCUCUUGAAGAGAUAGCGAGGGGGGGAAGAAGACGCAACAAAAAAACAAGACGAGAAGCUGCGCGCUUUCUCCGCGGCAACUUGCGCACAGUGGCAGAGUUUUAGCGGCAGUAUUGUUCUGACUUCACUCCAGAGGGGCCACUCCGAGGAGAGAGGACGCACACAAAAGGGAAAAGGAAAGGACUAACGAGCACGCUUUGUCGUUUAAAGUAAUGGUCCUGCGGUCUUAGAUCCUAUAGAUUUCUCUGUCUCUCUCUCUCUCUCCUCUCUGUUUCUUUCCAUUUUUUCCCCUUCUUUUUUGACAUUUUUUCGUCCCGUCGGUUUGUGUCCCCCCUUUGUCGCCGUGAGAGAGUGGACGCGCCGGGGGUUUGAGGAGCAGAAGCGGGGCUGUCCACAUGGUCCAACCACCGGCGUGAAAGUUGACUUCUUCAGAAAACAAGAGAACAGGUGCCAGUGAUGAUGGUGGAAUCAGCCUCUGAGACCAUUCGAACGACACCGUCCAACCAGAACGGAGUCAGCAGCCUUAGCAGCCAGUCAGAUGGAGGGGGAGGUAGAGAGGGCGGGUCGAACGGUGACACCAACGGAGAGAUCAGCCCAGUCGACUUACUGCACCUGCAACAGCAACAGGCGCUCCAGGCAGCCAGACAGUUCCUCCUCCAGCAGGCCUCUGGACUUAACUCCCCUGGCAGCAACGAGGUCAAACAGAGCCCUGUGCAGGUUCCUGUGUCCAUGGCUAUGAUGAGUCCACAGAUGAUCACUCCUCAGCAGAUGCAACAGAUCCUGUCCCCCCCUCAGCUCCAGGCCCUGCUGCAGCAACAGCAGGCUCUAAUGCUACAGCAGUUACAGGAGUAUUACAAAAAGCAGCAGGAGCAGUUGCAUCUUCAGCUUCUGACUCAGCAGCAGCAGCAGCAGCAGCAACAGCAGCAGCAGCAGCAACAGCAACAGCAGCAGCAGGCCGGGAAGCAAGCAGCAAAAGAGCAGUUAGGAAGUAAGCAGUUGGCCUUUCAGCAGCAGCUGAUCCAGAUGCAGCAGCUUCAGCAGCAGCACAUCCUCAACCUCCAGAGACAAGGCCUGGUCCCACUGCAGCCCACCGCCGCCAUGCAGUCUCUGCAGCAAGCGAUGUGUCCGUCAGACCUCCAACAGCUGUGGAAGGAUGUGUCGGGGGUGCAGAGCAGUGAGGAGGCCCUGAAACAGGCCGAGGGCCUGGACUUGAGCACCAACAGCUCCAAUUCUACCUCAGCCUUCCCCAAAGCUGCCAGCGCUCACAUGCCACUGCACAGCCUGGUCAAUGGACAGAGCCACACCCCAAAGAGAGACAGAGCCAGACUGUUUGAGUGGAUAUCCUCCUUCACCAAGUCAGACAACGGAGAUGACCAUGUCCCCCUUUACUCCAAAGGCGGCCAACCCCCCAGCAGCCAUCAUGAGGAGCACGCCGGCUCCCAUCCUCUCUACGGCCAUGGGGAAUGCAAGUGGCCUGGCUGUGAAGCACUGUGUGAGGACAUGGGACAGUUCAUCAAGCACUUGAACAAUGAGCAUGCCCUCGAUGACCGCAGCACUGCUCAGUGCCGAGUCCAGAUGCAGGUGGUUCAGCAACUGGAGAUACAGCUGGCGAAAGAGAGCGAGCGACUCCAGGCCAUGAUGACCCAUCUGCACAUGCGUCCUUCAGAGCCAAAGCCUUUUAACCAACCUCUUAACCUGGCUUCCAGUGGCUCUCUGUUAAAGCGGGACAGCGAUGUCUACCCAGAGGGUCUUCCUCACCCCCCCACCUCAGCUGCCACCCCCAUCACCCCACUGCGCCAGGGACCCUCAGUCAUCAGCUCCUCCAGCCUGCACUCACACUCCCACUCCCACACGCACGGUGUCGGGCCCAUACGUAGGCGCAACUCCGACAAGUACUGCACCCCCAUCGCCUCAGAGCUGGCUCAGAACUGUGAGUUCUACAAGAACGCUGAUGUCAGGCCUCCCUUCACCUACGCCUCUCUUAUACGUCAUGCCAUUCUGGAGUCCCCAGACAGACAGUUGACUCUCAAUGAGAUCUACAACUGGUUUACACGAAAGUUUGCCUAUUUCAGGAGAAACACAGCCACAUGGAAGAAUGCUGUGCGCCACAACCUAAGUCUGCACAAGUGUUUUGUUCGCGUUGAGAACGUGAAGGGGGCCGUGUGGACUGUGGAUGAAGUUGAAUACCAAAAGAGGAGACCACCAAAGAUGACCGGAAGUCCCACUCUGGUGAAAAACAUGAUUUCAGGCCUGGGCUUUGGAUCCCUAAACGCCAGCUACCAGGCGGCUCUGGCAGAGAGCAGUCUGUCCCUGCUGAACAGCCCUUCCCUGGUGACCCCGUCUGCGGCCAGCCUCAACAUGCUGCAUGUGGGCCACGAUGAUGUCAGCUCCACUGUGGAGCAGGUCAACAGCAACGGCAGCUGCAGCCCCACGCUCAGCCCUCAACAGUACAGCCACCAGGUGCAUGUGAAGGAGGAGCCCACUGAGGUGGAGGAGGACAGUCGGUCAGUAUCCCUCCUGGCCGGCGUCACACACAGCCUGCCAUUGCCGAGCGACGAGCGCGACCUGGAGGAGGAUCUUCCCACCGAGGAGCUGGAGUAAGACGGAUCCCCGAUGGACCAGAGGGACGAGACAUCGCGAGAUCAAUCCCUGAGCCCUCUCGUCAGCGUGAAGAGGAAAAGAUAGCUACAGUACACUUAAGAGAAAAGAGAGAAAAAAAGAGAAUGUUUUUUUUUGUUUUUAAGAAAAUGCAAGCAACCAAGGACAACAUUGAGAAACUCCAAACAGGGUUAGAAGACCUUCGUUUCUUUCAGACGCAAAAACAAGACUGUGGAGCACUGCUUUACCUCCAUGUGUUUCUUUUCCAACACUUGGCUCAGAGGUGUAACACCACUCAAUGCAUACACACACACAAAACACGCACACACACUCAUUCACUUGUCAAACCAUGUGUCCCCAUCCUCCCUGGUCAAAUCAGCCUCUGUGUAGAGACCCUUAGAGGUUUGGACACACACUCUCCUCCUUUGCCCGACCACUCUGCAUAUGCCCUCCUCGCUGUCGUCUCGGGCUGCCUAGCAGGCCGUUUUAUCUCCACGUCAGCUGAGAAGACACACAGGUGUGUGUGAAAGAGAAAGACACACACACAGGAUCAUGUGUAUAUAGAUUUGGAGCAGUCACCAGGGGCUGUGCAGUAAACCUCUCCUUUCUGCCCCUCUUUGAGUCAAUCACUUGCUUUUUUAUUUUCUUUGAUUUGAUUGAAAUGAAACUGUCAGGCUUCAAGAUGGGAAGUAAGGAAGAGGGCUUUUUCAAAGAUUACCUCCAGCAGUGCUCCAACACUUCUGCAGAGCGGGCUCCUGUCUCCACAUCCGUGUGUGAGCCCACGGCGAGGCUGUGGCCCUGGUCCCUGUCCAAACUUCUGCCCCCAGCCAGACACUUAGUGACUGACAUCUUUUAAACUCUUUGCUUCUUAAGUGAGAAAAAAAAGACAUUUUCCUACCCCCCACCUCCAUCCCUUCCCAUCGCCCCCCACCCCCCACCCCACCCGAAAAGACUGCAGGAAUAGGACCAUUCGGUGCUGUCCUUCUCCUCUCCUCCGUCUGCGGGCGGAGCGACGAGCUUGGAACACUUUGAGAAUGAGAAGAAAAGAGGGGAAGCAAAGAGAAACGAGGGAGGAAGCGUCUACAGAAAUAUUGACUAAAAAAAGAAAACUGUUCAUGAUUAUGGAAUAUAACAAGAAAAAAAACGUGUGGUAGCUUUUGUCAUUUCCUUUUUUUAUUUGAUGUUAUUAUCAUUGUUUAUUUUUGAGGAUCAAUAUUUCCACGGUGGUUCUGUUUCGACGUACCUUUUCUAAGGAUGCUGUUUUUGUUUUUGUAUUGUAAAUUGUUUGAUUUACUCUGGCUGUUCACAUCAUUCCAAAUGAGUAUUGGCAAAAAAAAAAAAAAAAAAGAGAAAGCGCAGUAUUGUCCCAACUUGUGAUACACGACCCCCACUCCUCCCCCUCUCCCUUUCUGUCCCAAUUGUAGCAGGCAAGAAAUUUGGAAAUAGCACUUAAAGUUGCCAUUAUCCAGACAGAUUAUUUAACAGCUGAAUCUUUUUUUUUAAUUCUCUCUCAUUCACUUGUUUUUGGUUGUGUAUUUAGUUGAGAAAUAUCAGUAAUGCUUUAAAAAUAUAUAUAUUAUUACUGCAGUCAGAGAAUACCUCAUCCCACAAAGGUUCUGCCUGGAACUGUGUCCAAAUUGAUAAACAAAUAAGGGGGAAUUCUUUCCGUGGGACACCAAAUGUGGCAACUCUGCUCAGCUUCAAAGCUCUAUGGUUGUAAUAGUUACUGUGUAGAAGCUAUCUGCAAUUCACUGUGUGAGUUUGUGUUAAAGGAAUAGCACGUGAGAUUUAUUUUUAUUUGUUUUCCUGUGAGCAUAAAAGCAUUACUUUUCUCUACAGUGCCAUACCAAAUUUAACAUUUAUUUUAAUCUAUUAUCUGCUUAUUCCCAUUUUAUUUUUGUUACAGGUAACCAAAGAAAUAUGUAGAAAACCAAAAACCCUGUAGUUUAUUUUUGCCCUAUUUGAGUUUCUCUUUUUUUCCUUCUUCUUAAAGAAUUGGCCAAAAGACAACAAACCAGGAGUUUGAAUUGUUAUUAUUGUAUUCAUAUAACUAUUGUGUUGAAAUUAUACAUGAUUUACAGUGCUGACCAUUCCGAAAACCAAAGUGUGUGAAGCAAACUAGAAUUUGGAGACAUCAAAGCUUUUACAUGAUAAGCGGUUACGAAUGACUCACAUUAGGUAUGAGGCCAAAAACUAGUAUUAACAAACCUCGCACAGUUCCUCUGAAACAACAAAAAGAAAGAGAAAAAAAGCACUUAGAGGUGAAACCCUGUCUCUCCCACGCUCAGGCUAAACUGUGUUCCAAACACAAUCCUAGGACUGGCCCUACUGCUGUAUGAGCAGGCUGAAAAAAGAGGCACUUGUGAGGCAUUUGAACACUUUUUCUGGUGCUGUCGUAACAAAUAUUUGGAGUUUUUAAACCUAGGGAACAAACAAACCCUCUUGAUCUGUACGUAGUAUCUGCAGGAAGAGGAAGUGUACUGUAAUGUGGUUACAAAAGUCACAUCUUUGGACAGGGAGGAGUUAUUCCAAAAACAUAUAAUACAAUAAAGAGGGAACAACUAAAAAGAAUAAAAGAAAAUAUACCAAUGUAAGAGGAAAACAACCAAGGGACAUCAUGUAAUUGAAAGUUGGGUUCAUAUUUUCAUACUUUUUUUGUCAAACUUAUCUCUUGCACUUCAGACAAUUUUUCUUAUUUAAUGAAAGAAUCUUUCUGAUGACUUUGUGUUCAAACAGGACUGUUUCCUGUCACAUUAGAGACUGAUUUCUAACAAAGUACAAAGUGGCAGACAGACAUCUUGAAACGAGAUAAAAACCAAAAAUAACACUACCUCCUUUUCAAAACGGUUCAACACAUAGCCAAUGGGAGACCGAACUCUCUUAAAUAUUUUUUUUUCUCCAUCUUCCUCGAUGAUAAUAAGUAAUGCCAAAUUGUUGUUACACUUACUGUAUGAAUGACAAAAAAAAAGAAGUUAUUUGGCGAUCCGGACUCCCUGACACAUCUGCUCGAGCCCAAAAACAUAGAGACGUUUCACUUUUCCAUGGAAUUAAAAAUGACUACCUCUCCUUAAACCACAUCUAAAGCACUCUCUACGUCUCAAAGUGUGUUGUGAAGUGCUCGCUAUAUAUGAAACGUUUUCUAUCAGCUGCGUAAAAAGCGGACCAUAUUCCUGCACCCGGUUAGCACUGAGCUAUGUGAACAGCCUCUGACUGUAUGUGUGCAUAUUCACCAUCUCAGCUGUCAGAAACUGGUCGUGGCUGGUUUGUGGCUGCGUGGCGUUGCAUGGAGCUGGUUGUUUGGGGUAAUGAAGGGCAGAAUAUACUAGUGCCACACACUCACACACACACAUACACAAACACACACACACAGGGGUAUGAUAGAAGCAGGGCUAUGGGUUAGUGCAACAGAGGCUCUGACCAUCCAGAUAUCCAAAGACCCACAACACAGCAGCACCUGCUCCGCCCAAACACUCGCAGAGACGUUGAGAGGACUAACACACACUUAAUGAAACUCAUCACUACUACUAGUAAUAUCCAAACCAAGAGGAACUGCUGCAUACAGUACAUAGGUGAUCUCUGACUUGUGCUUUAAGGUACACCUGUAAACAAAGCUGUUUUAUAAAGAUGUAGAUUGUUCACAGGUCGCCAUGUAACACUUCUGUUCUUUCUCCAGCUUGGCAUAACAUGAUGUAUUCUUGUAUAUUAAUGCUUGACUUAUCUCUCCAGGGCAUUCUUUCCCAUUUUGUCCUUUGAUUUUCUCUUCUGUUUUGUUUCUGCACCUGUUUAGCUAUUGUAAAGCUUUCAGCUCUGAUUCCUAUACUGUACUGCUAAUGCUGAAGUAUAUGUAUUUAUCAUAUUAAGUGCUGCAGGUAUCUCGGUUUAUUAGUUUUGUUUUUGUUUGUUUCCAUUUUUUCAGUUCUUCAUAAAACGUCUGGGACGCUGAUUUUUUAAGUGUAUUAUCUCUAAAAAAAAUUAAAAGAAUAAAAGUUAGAUCAGUGGUUUAGGUAACACCUGUUUGUAUAUUUAUCUUAGCUAGGUCUAUUUUGAUACUUUUUUGUCUCUGUACUGCAUUUAUGCAUUUUUAAGGAAAGAAAAAAACAAAUGGAAAACAAACUAAAAAGUUACUUCAUUAUGUAUUGAUACCUCAGAAGGACUUUUUCUUAAAGACAGGACCAAAACAUCUGAAAAGAAAAAGAGAAAGAGGAAAAAAUGUAAGAAUAUGUAGCCCCUCUCUUGCUUUAAAAAAAAAACAGAAAAAAAACACGGAGCUCUAGAAAGAUAUUGCUGUUGGUCCUCUCAGGUGCCAAUAUGUGUCCCAGCUCCCUGUGACCCCUCCCUCUGACCCCUGACCCCUGUCAUUCCUGUGCUGAACUCCGACCCGCAGAGCUGUCAAUCAUCUGCAGGCGCCAUGGGGCUGUCACUGAGUCGCACACCUGGCUGGUGGUGACCAGUCACAAACCUCAUCUCCCAGUCCCACAGAGGCAGAUCAAAGCCCGACAGUGUUGCAUUUUUGAUCCUCCUCCUCUCGCAUAGUCUCAAUACCAAAAUGUGGAAUGGCUCUCAGAGAUGCAGCUCAUCCUCUGACUACCAAAGGCAUUGAAAGCAACCAUUUGCUUAGUCCAAACUCCUGAACUGUAACCAAACUGUAACCAAACCAAUGCCACAACCUUAACCAAACAAAAACCAAGCUACUUCCAAAACUCUUCAUCCACUUCACUGAUCACCUUUACUGAUAGCUGUUUAUCCCGUACAUCCAUGUAAUGGUGUUGCAGGACCAGCCUGCAUCCUAUUGGCUGGACUCAAAGGACACAGGGAGCCCAAAUCCUGACUUGUGAUUGGACAGUUCUGAGGUGUCACGUGAGGGGGAAGGGACUCUCAAAGUGGAGCAUUGCCUGACGGUAUUAUCAAGUAGACAGCCAGAAUCCGAUGGAACUACCACUUCAGCUCUCCUCUGGUUAAACCUAAGGAAUGUGUGUACAUUUUCAGCAGUGACUCUCUGUAUUGUUUCUUAGUUUCAGUUUACCUGUUUACCUCUCUUUAUCCUUUGGUUUUUUGUUCUGUUUCUUGUUAUUUGAAAGUGUGGCCCGAGGAAGAGGCGGGGACAGGGACUGGGCGGUGGCUUUAGACAGACAGUGGAGCCCAGCCCUCUGACCCUCCACCCCGGGUAGCCAUGUAAUGCCAGUCACUGCCCUUUCCUUCAUGCUGUAUAAAAACACACACACAUAUAUCUGUGUAUUUGUAACCUGAAUCUUCUUGUGUCUGUCCAUGCAGACAAUAAAAAAACUGUACAGUAGGUCUAGUUGCAUGUAAUCUGUACUAAUUAUUGACAAUGGCAUUAUAAAAUGCAAUAAAAUACUUAUUACACUGUC
Molecule: messenger RNA, 8079 nt
Organism: Centropristis striata (black sea bass)
Lineage: Eukaryota; Metazoa; Chordata; Actinopteri; Perciformes; Serranidae
Gene: foxp4
Product: forkhead box P4
Exons: 18
Coding region: 569-2713 (714 amino acids)
Biological process (GO): regulation of transcription by RNA polymerase II
Cellular component (GO): nucleus
Molecular function (GO): RNA polymerase II cis-regulatory region sequence-specific DNA binding; DNA-binding transcription repressor activity, RNA polymerase II-specific
Source: RefSeq, a predicted model, not a curated record